AUGGCUCAACACUCAAGAAGCCAUGGGUUUAGUCUUCCAUUACACCCUGUGCAAGUAUUUAGCUGGAUAAUGAUGCUUUUCAAUAUUGCUGUUGUUUCACUAGUUUAUUUUCCCAGCAUGAAUCUCUACUCUAACUUCCUUUAAAUUGGAAAAAUAUCAAUAAAAUUUCCCAAUUUAUAUUGAAACAAUUUUUUUUUAUAGAAAAAAAUAAUUUCUAUGUAAAUAACUUUGAGAGUCAAUUUAUUAUCACCAAAAUCAAAAAAUUUACCAUCAUUAAAUUAUAUUUUAAUUGAAAAAAUGCUAGUAGAGGCUAUUUAAACAAACUAGCAUAAAUAUUAUAUAAAUUUUUACAGGAAAAAAAAUUAUAAUAAAAAAAUCAGCCCCUUUAAAUAUGUACAGGUUUUUUGUUUCAAUUUAAAGGGGGGAGUAAAGUAAUUUUCAAUUAGAUAAGCUUUGCUGUCCUUUUUGCUUUAUCUCAAAUUUUCGUGAUUUUUUUCGCUUUUCGAGCAAUAAUAUGUGACCCUACUGAUCCUAUGGUGCACGAACAUAUUCUAAAAAUAAUAAACGGUGAAAGAGACGAGCCUAAAGGAAACCAAGCUUUUUGUACAAUUUGUUGCUGUAAUGUAAGUAUGAAAACUAAGCAUUGUGGGCAAUGCAACCGGUGUGUUGAAAAUUUUGAUCAUCAUUGUGUGUGGCUUAACAAUUGCAUUGGGAAAAAGAAUUAUCAUAACUUUAUAAAGCUUAUAUUUGCACUUGAAUUCAAUAUGAUGGUGAUUUUCAGCUAUGGAGUCAGCAUUAUUGUAUAUUAUUAUAAUGAUUACGAUAGCUACGUUUCUGAUAUUAAAGAAGUUGUCGACUAUGCUGAUAAAGAUGCUUUUAUUGUUUUGACUUAUGUAGUAACAUAAUUAAAUAUGGCGUCUUCGUCUGGGCAUGGCCUCCCGGCCAUGCAGCCUCGACUCAUAUUUAAUUAUAUCCGGCAAGGCUUUACAUUCUAGAGAUGGACGGCAAUACUAGGUAAGCAAUUCUGGUGGUGUUCAGAGCCUAGUCCUAGUCUAUUCUCAGGGGUGGAUUUUUCCUCGUGGGGAAGGAGGGCAUGGAGUUGGAAAGGGGAAGCUCAGCAGAGUCCGUUAGGACCAAUCGGGCAACUCCCUAGCGUGAAACUGGGCGUUACGUUCCCAGGCUACGUGUUUUUCCUUUUUGCCGAUAGCCGACCAGAAAAAUCCAUUUUUUGGGUUUUUCGGAAAAGCAACCCAUGUAUCAAGCAAGUAGCUCAUCCAUGAGCCGUCGAAGCCGGAACACUUUCCCGAGAAGCACCUUGGUGAUCGAAGCAGGCCAUCCCCAACGACCUGUGGGCCCGAUGCGACGCAAGGCGAGUGGUAGUACUGGGGUUGUCACCCCGUAGUGGACGUUAAGCGUUAUAAAUUCUAUAAGAUAAAAUAAGACUUAUGUAGUAACAAUAGAAGCAAUGAUAGCUAUCUUAGUUGAUGGCUGUCUUAUUAUUCUACAUGUUUGAUUGAGGUCAAAACACAUGACCACAUUUGAAUAUAUUCUUAAAAAACGAAAUGCCAAGAAGAAAAAGAAAGUAAAAACCCAAGUCGCUGAUGUUAAAGAAAAUACCACUGUGCUAUGAGAUGAGGUUACUGUUUCUUAUAUGGAACGCAAAAAUGGAAACGCAAAGACGAACGGUAAGGGUGAAGAUAUAAAAGAUUCGCCAGAAGAUAUCAUCACAAAUGAAGCAGUACAAUUAAAUUCGAAUUCAGAAGGAAUUGUAACUAUUUAUACAGAGAGAUGAGUAAGUUUGUAA
Messenger RNA from Blepharisma stoltei, 1804 nucleotides. Lineage: Eukaryota; Ciliophora; Heterotrichea; Heterotrichida; Blepharismidae. The record is from the annotation of a GenBank genome assembly.